AUGACGUCCGCCAAUUCAGAUACCGAGCUUUUGACUGAGCAUUUCGGAUAUCCACCUGUCAGUCUGAUCGACGACAUAAUUAACAGCAUAAACAUCCUCGCCGAGCGCGCCCUAAACAGCGUCGAGCAGGGCCUCCUUAAUGCACCCCCAGCAACCCUCGGCUUCAAGCCCCCCAAAGCAACCCGGGGCAACGGAGGCGAUGCGCAGAAACAGGCAAUCGACCCGGCCGAGGCGGCCAAGAACGAGGUAGAGUCAGGCACACACCAGCUCGAGACGCUUCUGUGCGCCAGCAUCGACCGCAACUUCGACAAGUUCGAGAUCUACGUGCUGCGCAACAUCCUAUGCGUGCGUCCCUUCGACGUGAUGCACUGGAUGCGACUAUCCCACUACGACGGCCUAGACUUAUCAUCCAUCACAUCCACAAACUCCCAAUCAAACACCCCAACCCUCGACACAAUAAACCACCUCCGGCGCAAGCUCCGCGAAAGCAUGCGUCUGAACGCCCUCCUAACCGCCGAGCGCGCCCGCAACGAGUCCCUUCUCAACGAGCUGCAAUCCCUAAUCGGGCUCUCGCCCCCCGUCAAAACCGAGAAGCCAUCUCCGACACACCCCCAACCCCCACCCCCGACCAAAAGCCCCUUCGCCUUCCUCCACGACCGCGGGUCCCUCACAGACGGGGGCUCCGAAGCCCCGCUCAGCACCACCACCGCAUUCACACUAUCCCAAAUGCAAGCCCUCCGCGCGCUCUCCGCUUCCCUGCGGAACCUGGCGCCGGAUCUAGCACCACCACCACCUGAUUCUACCAGCGACCCCGAAGCCAUGGACGUCGACGACAACGGCGCUGCUAAGAGCAGCGAGCGGAAGACGUGGCGGCGCGAACGCUUGGAGUACGUCGAGGGCGCGACGAGGCGGUACCUGGAGAAUGUAGAGGGACUGGAGCUGGGGAAGCAUGGGGAGGUGCGGGAUGGGGAGUGGCAGGGCGAAGGGCGCGGGCUUGCUAGAGACGAGGUCGGUGGUUUGGAGUCUGUUAUUACACUGCUUGGUGGUGAGGCUGGGGGGAGUGGACCUGCGGGACCGUCGACGACGAUGACAGGGGAUCGGAUGGAUGAGUCGUGA
Annulohypoxylon maeteangense is the source of this 1116-nucleotide messenger RNA. RefSeq names its product Mis12 protein-domain-containing protein. The transcript has 3 exons. The coding region runs from base 1 to 1116 and encodes 371 amino acids. Gene Ontology annotation, biological process: protein localization to kinetochore; mitotic sister chromatid segregation; kinetochore assembly. Gene Ontology annotation, cellular component: chromosome, centromeric region; nucleus. Lineage: Eukaryota; Fungi; Ascomycota; Sordariomycetes; Xylariales; Hypoxylaceae. The record is from RefSeq and is a predicted model, not a curated record.